Messenger RNA from Amoebophrya sp. A120, 1444 nucleotides. Lineage: Eukaryota; Dinophyceae; Syndiniales; Amoebophryaceae. The record is from the annotation of a GenBank genome assembly.
CAGACCGCCGUUUCAUCUCUUCGUUUAGGUUGUGGACGGGCAAAUGAGUAUACCCAACAUAUAAUUGAUCUUCCUGAACAAAAGAUGUAUGAUGUGAUAUAACUCUAUAAUCUGUGCUUUGCUCUGCACUCUACUUCGCCUUGCUUAAAAUAUCGAAGCAAAUAUGUUCUUGCCCAACUGCUCCUGCAAGUUUCAACCUCGGGGAGCCACCUCAACACAAAUGACGAAGCUCGUGCCUCUCUGUUUCAGCCUUGUCGUGCCGCUACAGGUCCUGCAAGUGCAACUGAGCAGCGGCAUAAAAAUCGACGAAGAGCAAGCUGCUCAUAGUGUCGACGGGGGCGGCAGUCGUGUUGGAGCCACUGCAUCACCUUCUCCGAACCUGAUUCUUGACGACCAGCGGCCGCCGCGACGGGGCAACCUGCGGGGGAACAAGAAAAUCGUAAACACGAGGAACAACCGGCAAGUAGAAGAAGCAGAAGAAAGUGCGGCUGCUGCAGCUCCUACUGCGGUCACGUACGACGAAAAAGGCGGCGUCGGAAAAGAAGCGGACUUCGACGUUUUGCAGGAGGCCCAACAACUCCUCGUCCCGCAAGCGGCUAGUGGGGUUGCUCUUCUUGCUGCAGAUGGAAGUGAGAAUGCAUUUUCCGCCGUGCAGCUCGACGACAAGCACAUGCUAACCACAAAACAGUUCGAGCGGCCCUGUUUUUACCGACCAGUAACGGACGGUGCCGGCGAACUAAACACAGAGACGAUACACUGGUGCCUUUUUGGCUCCCCCGAUCCCAAGGACGAUCAUGGCGCGUAUUUGAAAAAGAAUGAACCCUACUACUGUGAUUUCGUUUUUCUGGCAUGACUCUACUUGCAACUUUGGCUUUGCUGCAACAAGACACAUAUACAUGAACAUCACAAUUUGAGGAUCACGACUGACAAACCUUCAUAUCAGGUACACAUCCAGCUGUCUCGUCCAGACGAAUUUGGCCUAUUUGCUCCUCACCUUGGCCAUCUUUUCGGGUCUAUCCACGAUCACUUUGGGCAUUGUGGUUUUCUUGCGGUUACGGAAGGGAGGGACGUUGACAUCAGCUGCCAAUGCCAAGCCGGGUGCUGCUUAAGGGGAGAUGAGAAGGUGUUGCUGUGUUGACGACAUACUGCAGCACAGAAGUGCUGUAGAAUAAACAAACAGUUUUUAUUCUCUACUUUCACGACUGUGCGGAUUUUAAUUUUUGAUUCGUAUUGUUUACUGAAAAUAGUAUGAUUUUUGAGGUGAGCUGCAGCUAGUGACAAUUCCAAUUGAGGUGCAGAAUGUCGUCCGUCGUCAAGACAAAGACAUGGAUUUUUGUUUGUCGGCAGAAUAAAGUGGAAAAUGAAACUUGUCGAGGCGUUCAUCACGAUGAUACAGGAGUCGCGGAGUAACAACAGUUUUACCUGGCCCGGGAUUAGGAAUUGC